Leishmania braziliensis MHOM/BR/75/M2904 is the source of this 870-nucleotide messenger RNA. RefSeq lists its product as hypothetical. Lineage: Eukaryota; Euglenozoa; Kinetoplastea; Trypanosomatida; Trypanosomatidae. The record is from RefSeq and is a predicted model, not a curated record. The coding region runs from base 1 to 870 and encodes 289 amino acids. The transcript has a single exon.
AUGGUCACUCUUGAAGAGCAGUUGCAGUCGAGCACGCUGAAGAAGCAGUGCAAGGAGGAUCUGCUCAACCAUGUCGAGGAAAUCGAGACAAACUCUUGGCGCCUUCCUCGGAAGGCGGUCACGCUCCCAGACCCUAACCUACCAUCCGCGGUCACGAUGCCCACCGACAACUCUGUGAAGCGCCGCAAUCCAGCCGCAACCGCCAGCACUGACACCGAGCGCUCGCUCCGCUACACCGCAACGAAGAGGGAGAAGGUUGAGAUGAUUGCAAGCCGCACCAUCACGGAUGCGAAUCCAAGCGGCACGUACUUCAAAGACUGCUCUCACAAGUUUUUAAGCGGCGCUCGCACCUGGUCUGACCCAUUUCAGACCUCGCGCAGUCGCGCAGUACUCUCGGGCAAAGAUAUGGAUUUUGUCUACCGGUAUGCCGAGGCACUGACAGGGUCGGCAAUCGAGCGUCCGCAGCCGGCAGACAAUGCCUCCGUUGCUGCUACUGCGGCGUACCGUGAGGCGUUCCGGCAGUACAAGGGAAGGGACCCCACAGCGAAGGAGAUGGAGGAGGCCGGCAGGCUGAUUUAUGCCUUUGAUGAUAACGGCAGAGUUGGAGUCCUUCAGGUGCCGCACAGCUGCUACCCUCACACGCACAUCUCGGCCGGAAAGACGCAUGUUCGCGCGUGUCCCAAUCAAGUAUACCCACAGGAAGUGCCUCCUGUGCGCGCUGCGCGAAGCGAGUUCCCUGGACCGAUCCCAACAUGGUCGAGCACCAAGCGCACUACUACGAUGGCCACCAAUGGCACGUACCAACCUGGGCAUCACCAACCCACGAGCCUGAAGCGCGAUGCAAUGAGCACGGUGAUGGGCUCUCGCUGA